Molecule: messenger RNA, 2003 nt
Organism: Dromiciops gliroides (monito del monte)
Lineage: Eukaryota; Metazoa; Chordata; Mammalia; Microbiotheria; Microbiotheriidae
Gene: CHGA
Product: chromogranin A
Exons: 9
Coding region: 232-1602 (456 amino acids)
Biological process (GO): negative regulation of insulin secretion; negative regulation of catecholamine secretion; defense response to bacterium
Cellular component (GO): chromaffin granule
Source: RefSeq, a predicted model, not a curated record
GGCUGGAAACAGUAUAUAAGAGGAGGUGUGAGGAAGCUGCUGCUGCAGAGCUCCAGUUGAAGUGCUCAAAGACUGCAGGCUGACAAAAAAAGGCAAAGAGGCAAGCUAAGGCGUUGCCAUCCCCCUACCCCCACCAUUCCCUGGCAGGCUCUUUACCCCCGGCCACCUCUUUUCCGUGAGAGCCAGGUCCCCAGGUCAACUCCAGGCCGAAUUUGUGAUCCAAGAUUCAACAUGAGCUUUCCCCGCCUUCCUCGCCUGCUGGUCCUCGCUAUGCAAGUCAUUGCACUCCCAGUGAACAGCCCAGCAAAUAAAAGUGAUACUAAGGUGAUGAGAUGUAUUGUUGAGGUCAUCUCUGACACACUUUCCAAGCCAAGUCCACUGCCCAUCAGUGAGGACUGCUUUGAGACCCUACGAGGAGAUGAAAGGAUUAUUUCAAUUCUCCGACAUCAAAACUUGCUGAAAGAGCUCCAGGAACUGGCCAUCCAAGGUGCCAGUGAGAGAGCCCAGCAGCAAAAGAAAGACAGAGGCUUUGAAGAUGAACUUUCGGAAGUCCUUGGAAGCCAAAAUAAUGAGGAGACCAUGGAGAAGGAGGAAUUAAAGCGUGCCUCCUCUGAGAAGCUUCCUGAAGAUGCCACAGAGUCUAAGGAGGAGAAGAGCCUGGAAGAAAGAGAGGCCCAGCCCAAAGAGACCAACCCCAAGGAAGCCAAGGAGGACUCUGAGAAGAACGAGAUCAGCAAGGCCUCCAAGGAUGUGAGCCUGGAAAGUACCCUGGCUAGUGGCCUGACCAAAGAGGAGCCCUUAGCCCCCAAAACCAGUGAAGACAGCAAGGACCAGUCCACAGACUCUCAGGAGAGUCUAGAACUCAAAGAGGAGGAACAAAGUUCCAAGAGAGAUGAGGAGGCAAAUGGAGAGGAGGAAGAGGAGGAGGAAGAGGAGGAGGAGGAGGGAGCUCAUCUGGCUCAAGAAGGAAAUAAAGAAGCAUCAGAUGAUGAAGGUCCCACUGGAGCAUUCAGUACCAGCUCAACCCUUGAUGAGAAUGAGGAAACUCCAAGGGGAGACAGUCAACCAGAGGCACUGGAUCUAAAUGGAGAAGGGAAGGUCAUGCAAGAGGAAACCAGAUCUCAGGAAGAAAAGGGGCUGAGUCGGCGUUCUGAGGAGGCAGCAGUGGCCACUGAAAACAUCUUCAACCCAAGGGACAGCAAGAGUCAGGAACUGGAGGAGGAACUCUCCAAAGAAUGGGAGGACUCCAAGAGGUGGAACAAGAUGGAUGAGCUGGCCAGAGAGCUGACAGCUAAGAAGCGGCUGGAGGAGAGCAACAGUGAGGAAGAGCCAGACCGGUCCAUGAAACUCUCCUUUCGAUCCCACAAGUAUGACUUUGGGAGUCCUAUGGGGCUGCCAAGGAGAACCUGGAAAGCUCACUCGAGAGAGGACAGCAUCGAGGCAGGCCUGCCUCUCUCUAUCAGGGGGGACCCAGAUGAGAAGAAGGAGGAAGAGGGAAGUGCUAACCGAAGGACGGAGGACCAAGAGCUGGAAAGUCUGGCAGCCAUAGAAGCAGAGCUGGAGAAAGUUGCCCACAAACUCCAUGAGCUCCGGAGGGGCUGAAAGGCUGGCUCUUAGGAUCCUACGGAAUGCCCAGAAACUCAUUCCUCCUCCUCACCUUGCCUUUUCAUUUCCCAACUCAAAUAAGGAUGGCCAGAGGGGUUUUAGGCAGGAAGACAGUGCCCCUAAUGCAACCUGUGACACUUCCCGAAUCUGCUUUUUCACUUGAGUUUCUGUACCCCUGUGCACUCCUUCCCCACCUCAAGGCCUCUUCAUACACUUUAUGUUGGUUUCCAGUUAUCACUUCAAGACAACAAUGAGACAGCUUUUGUAGAAUGUUUCCCCAUCACUGUUAGGUUCACUAAAUACAACUGCAAUAACUUGUUCUCUUUGAAGUCGAAGACUACUGACUGUAAUAUAUUCUAUAUAAAAUUUAUCUAAGGAAAAAUAAAACUCCAAUGGGC